AUGGGCGACAUAGCCAUAGCUAGCUUUCAGGUGAUGCAGGUUUUCAAUACAUCUGUCAAAAUGACGCCAGGGGACCCGUUGAACGACGGCUUGCUGGGCAAUGAACAGCGUUUCAAGAUAAGUUGGGUGGCGGGUGCGGCUGGGGAUGUGAUAGAGUCGCUAGGGAAGGCGCAGGAUCAGGCUCGAAAGCAUGAUGAGUGGUUCGGUAGAUUCCCAAGUGCAAGGAUGGAUGCAGUCGUUUGGUGA
Messenger RNA from Plenodomus lingam JN3, 246 nucleotides. NCBI's taxonomy places the organism in Eukaryota, Fungi, Ascomycota, Dothideomycetes, Pleosporales, Leptosphaeriaceae. The record is from RefSeq and is a predicted model, not a curated record.